This is a messenger RNA of Sinocyclocheilus anshuiensis, 1120 nucleotides long. RefSeq names its product chemokine (C motif) receptor 1b, duplicate 2 (gene xcr1b.2). The coding region runs from base 48 to 1118 and encodes 356 amino acids. NCBI's taxonomy places the organism in Eukaryota, Metazoa, Chordata, Actinopteri, Cypriniformes, Cyprinidae. Gene Ontology annotation, biological process: immune response; positive regulation of cytosolic calcium ion concentration; cell chemotaxis. The record is from RefSeq and is a predicted model, not a curated record. Gene Ontology annotation, cellular component: external side of plasma membrane; membrane. Gene Ontology annotation, molecular function: C-C chemokine receptor activity; C-C chemokine binding. The transcript has 2 exons.
CCAUUUUCCUUAAGCAGUUAUACAACCCAGUCAACCAAGACCUUGAGAUGGAGGCGUUCAACUCAAACAUCAGCCAUUAUGAGAAUGACUCAUAUGAGUAUGAUGACGAGCUAAUCUCAAUGUGUGAGGUCGACAACUAUAAAAUGACCACCGGCGUGUGCUAUGCCACGAUCUUCUGCCUCAGCAUCCUUGGAAAUGGCUUCCUCGUGUUUGCGCUCACCUGCUACGAAGACCUGAAAAGGGCUACCAACCUUUUCAUGUUCUGUUUGGCUCUUUUCGACCUUCUGUUCACACUGACGUUGCCUUUCUGGUGCGUGGAGCUUCUUCAUCAUUGGGUUUUUGGUGAUGUCGCCUGCAAGAUCAUGACCGGGGCCUAUUUUGUAGGCAUCUACGGAAGCCUUAUCCUCCUCACGGCCAUGACCCUCGACCGUUUUGUUGUGGUUGUGGUCAGAAGCUACUGGCUAACACGGAGUCGAAGGCUCAAAUGUUCAAAAGUUGCCUGCAUUGGUGCCUGGAUCAUAAGUCUGAUUGCUUGUCUGAGAGAUUCAAUAACCGCAAAGGCACAAAAUGCGCAUAUCAACACAUAUUCUUGUGAAAGCACCGAUACGCAUGAUGAAAAGGCUGGAUAUUAUGCACAGCUCAUUCUGCUGUUCCUCGUACCGUUUGCAGUCAUUGCUUUCUGUUACACCAAAAUCCUUUUGACUCUCAUGUCAACGUCGACCAGGCAGAAAUACAGGACUGUGAUACUGGUGCUGUGCAUUGUUAUAGCUUUCUUCAUAUGCUGGGGACCGUACCACAUCAUCAUCGUGCUGAUGUCCAUCUAUGAAUUUGAUGCCUGUGAACAUUAUCAGCUGCACGUUGCGUUUAUCAUCUGCAGGAUUCUGGCAUUUUCUCAUUGCUGCAUAAACCCAGCGCUGUAUAUUCUCAGAGGGAAGUACAGAAAUCUCUUGUCCAGCUUAUUGUUCUGCUCUCCUGAACUCAGGCAGUCGGGGCUCUACAGAGGACCAACGGAUCCGAGCGACUCCAGGAUUCAUCCGUACACGAAUGAAGGAGCUCGAGAAAAUUGUGAAGCGCAACAAACAAACAUUGUAGAGCUGAACACACUGAAAACACUGUAAAA